This is a messenger RNA of Cyclopterus lumpus (lumpfish), 2335 nucleotides long. Its product is annotated as regulator of G-protein signaling 8. The coding region runs from base 317 to 1480 and encodes 387 amino acids. The transcript is spliced from 6 exons. The record is from RefSeq and is a predicted model, not a curated record. NCBI's taxonomy places the organism in Eukaryota, Metazoa, Chordata, Actinopteri, Perciformes, Cyclopteridae.
CUUUUGAGUGUUGCGGUGGAAACUUUAUGCCACUUUUCCUGAGGUCUCGGUUCAUCGCGAGUCUUGUGUUGUUGAACGUAGUUCGGGUUUUAAGGGGACGCAGAGGUCCGGGUCCGCGCGGGUCACUAAGCUCCAACAGGUUGGAUUUCGAUCUCUUUGGUGAACUGAACUCAGCAUUGCUGGAUCCCGAACCUCCGAGUCGUGUUGCUCAUGAGACCUGGAGGAAUCGAACUCUCGGCAAUGGAGUAGCCUACGCGUGAUACCUGAUAUACCUGCUGGACGAAGAGGUACAUAUACAUGCUCUCUCAAAGUCUUCAUGAGUCUCCUUUCCCCGCGGCUCCACCCACUGCCAGUGAAUACAACCAGCAGGCUGGACUUCACUGCAGCUCCCAUUUCUUCUCAACCCUUCCUCCUCAUCUCUGAUCUUGUCUUCCUGUUCUAUUCCAUCACUUCUUAUACAGCUAACAUGCGCAGAUUCAGCUCAGAGGGAUCCCUCCUGGAUCUGGACUUCCUCCCAUGGAAGAGGGUGGCACUGAAGACCUCAGAUCAUGGGAAGAACCGGGAGUCCGGCACCUACACAUCUCUCACAGCAGAAGAUAAGAUGGACAGGAGCUUGACCCGCCCAACCCCUCUCAUCCGGGAGCCUCGAGCCAGUCCCAGCGAGGCGGGGAGGAAGGGGCUGAUCAAGGAGCUGAUCAAGGAGCACAGCUUCAGCGCAGAGAACCUGAGCGAGCUGGAGAAACUGGACAAGAACAACCUCAUCAGUGAAAACUGCAGGGCCUACAGUGACAGUCAGCUGGCCCCGAUUGCCCAGGGCAGCACGGAGAGCAUGGGGCUCAUGGAUCUGCAUCCCACGUUUUCUUCUUCCUCCUCCAACCCCUACAAAUUCCAGCAAAGCCACCACCAUAAACCAAAACUGUCAGCUGCUAAACUGCACCUUAAGAGUCUGUUUGGGCAGAGUCCUCAUUCCUCAAACUCCAACCUGUCCAACACAGAACAGAAAGACAGUGCCACAGAGAGGAGGUCUCGCCUGCUCUUCAUGCGCCAGUGGAGUCAGGUGGGCCACAGUAAGAAGAGGAAGAUCAGUCAAGAAGAGCUGGAGAAAUGGGCGGAGUCCCUGAACGCCCUGCUGCUCAGCCAAACUGGUGUGUCAGUGUUUGGAGCAUUUCUGCGUUCUGAGUUCAGCGAGGAGAACCUGCAGUUCUAUCUGGCCUGUGAGCAGUACAGACACUCGUCCAACAACUUCAGCCUUCAUAGGAGAGCCAAGGACAUCUGUGCCACCUACAUCCAGCCAGGUGCUCCCCGGGAGGUGAACCUGGACAGUAAGACCCGGGAUCUGACCGUCCAGCUGCUACAGGCUCCUUCUCACACCUCUCUGUCCCACGCACAGAAGCGUAUCUUCUCACUCCUGGACACAGACUGCUAUCCCCGCUUCCUCCAGUCCGACGUCUACCUGUCCUUACUGCGAGACGCUGACUAGACCUCACAUGGACUCAGCAGGAGGGACAGAGGCUUCCGGGAAUUGCUUAAAAUUGUAGACCUUAAAAUAUCUUCAAAAGAUAGGGCUGCUGUAUAGGGACGCUAGUGUAACAACAAUGCUGGUAGCCAUCAGACACUGUGUGUAGAAAUUUAAGUCAGGUAAAUGAGUGUAUUCUUUCUUUUGGACAGUGAGAUGUCCAGAUAAAUAUUAAUAUUUUGUUCCUCUGCUCCCAGUCUUUAUGCUAUGGUAAGCUAAGCUAACCAAAUCCUGACUCCGCUUUCGUACUUGUCACACAGGCCAGAUUGAUAGAUAAAAAACAAAAAUAAGCUAAUUUCCCAAAAUCCUAAAUACUUCUCGUUUGGCCUGAGUGUGCAAACAUGAAGCAUAAAUGAGGCUUUUUUAUUCUCCUCACUUGAAGUGACCCGGAACACUACGCAGCUCUUAUUGUAAUCAUUAAACAUCCUCCCUGUGAGUAGCUGGUGUUCCCAUGGAGUUCACUCUGCUGAUGGAAAGGAAAAACAAGCUUUGCUGGAAAAGGUCAAAGUACUACAUGAGUUACUUAAAAGGCAAAGAUGAGAAACCUGAGCAAAUUUACUCUGACAGGUAACAUGACUACGCAGAUACGUUGAGUCUGCUCCUAAAUGCUCCAGUUUUAACAAAGGCAAACAUCAUAGCCUCAGAAAACAGUCAUUUAAGUACGUGGUUGGUAACGAGUAGUAUUUCCUUGGCUGUUGGUCCUGUACAAAUUAAAACACCCUCAUUUAAUGACGAAGAACAUUUGAAAGACACAGAAUAGCGUACAAGUUGGUCAACUUUGAGAGUUUGAAAGAUAAAUCAAUAAAAUCCUGUUUGUGU